Molecule: messenger RNA, 1501 nt
Organism: Amoebophrya sp. A120
Lineage: Eukaryota; Dinophyceae; Syndiniales; Amoebophryaceae
Source: the annotation of a GenBank genome assembly
AUGCGGGGGAGCGAGGAGGGGUUGUGCACUGUCAUAACCAUGAAAGAAAUCGCGCGUGGAGUCGACACAUGGGGGCCGCUUGGCAAGAUUUGGCGGAGGGGCAAGUCAGACAAGGCGCUUGUGGGCCAGUACGUUGCGGAGGCGAAGAAGUGGCUGAAGAAGUUCACACCGACGAGCUGGCGCAGGUUCGCCGAGGCCUUCAACUUUGGCUACUUUAGGCAGGGAGCGGAGCGGAUCUUCCUUGUCGUGGAAAGGCUGGCUCGACCGCAAGUGGAUGGUGGUCGCGAUGUCGGUCUGAAUUUCUCCCCGGUGAGAAACGAGGGGGACAUGGAGCUCGUUUUCGGUGCGUUCCAGAAUGAGGUAAAGCGGCGCGACGAAGAACUUCGACAGAACGAAGAUGAGCGAGGGCGGGCCCGAGCCCGCGGCGCAACUUCCAAACAUUGAGCCGUAAUUUCAGGCAUUCGGUUUUUUGGAACACGAACAGGCAAGAUUUCUUGAGUUAUUUUGUCUUUGCCCGAACGCAACUCGCAAGAAAAAUAUCUGGCUGCGUGCCCAAGUUCGCACUCAACAUUUUCUGUGAUUUUGAUCAGCGCCAGCUCUAUUAUUUCAAUGUCGUGCUAAUUCUAUAAAAGCGACAAGCAACUCUCUCUCAAAUCCGCUGCUUUACGGACACUUCAUGAAAAGCAAAAGUCUCUACUCUGUGUCUGCCAUGAUUUUGCAUACGGAAAUAAAACUUUCGCCAGUCUCUAUCUCCACUGGGACUAGCACUAAGACCUUCAGUGAAUCUUGUAGGUCAAGCACGUUUAUUGUCUUUGCCAUUGCUACAAACAUCUUUUUCGUUGUCUGACUGUACAACAUAUUACCGACGAGCUAUCUAGUACUGCUUAUUCGCUUUUAGUGCAAAAGCUUUAUCUGCUUCUACCAAGACUUUCGUAGUUUAUGACUCAACAUAUCUUCAGCUUCCUGACGUAUUUGUGCUCGAUUGUAAGAAGGUAAGCUGUUGCUGUCUCUAAUUGUAUCUCCAUCGCACGUUUAUCGAGAACCAUUAUGAAUUUUUUCUUCACUUCAUUUUCUAGAGUUUGUUUCGAUUCACUCGUCAUUUUAGCAGUUUCUUAUUAGCCACAAUGAAGCACCGAAAUCCACCGCGCGAGAUUAGCCACAAUGACAGUAAGGACCACAUCAGGGAGCAUGAGCAAUCAUGUGUCGAGGUCGUAAGUUUCAGUCAGCAUGACCACGCACGAGGGUAGUGCUGGUGUCCUCUUCUUCACAACAUUGAAAAAAUUGAACGAAAGCGAAUAAGUAGUGGCAAUUAUAGUAAAUUUUUAAGACGGUCUGCUAGCUCUACAAAGAACAGCGGGGGCGCCAGCAGUGCGCUCUGUAGUUCUCCCGGACGGAAAAAACUGUGUGAUAAAGUUUUUCUUUGCUCGCGUGAUCUAAAGCUGUUGCUGUACCUACUAGUCGGUCCCUGCUAUAAUUCUUUUGCGACAGUGAAGUAGAUCGG